Molecule: messenger RNA, 1942 nt
Organism: Cottoperca gobio
Lineage: Eukaryota; Metazoa; Chordata; Actinopteri; Perciformes; Bovichtidae
Product: trace amine-associated receptor 13c-like
Exons: 1
Coding region: 911-1942 (343 amino acids)
Biological process (GO): G protein-coupled receptor signaling pathway
Cellular component (GO): membrane
Molecular function (GO): trace-amine receptor activity
Source: RefSeq, a predicted model, not a curated record
GUUCAGUUUUACUUUUGACCUUGUUUUGUAUUUUUUAAGCUUUUACUAAUAAAGCUCUCUUUUUUUUUAUAACUCGUCUGUACUGCGUUUGGGUCCUCCCCUUUACACCGCACCAUAAAAGUACGAACUGACCAGGAAUAUGGACCCAGCAGACGUCAUGGACGAUGAACUUUAUGAUCUGGCGUACACUUUAAUUUGUAUUUUUGGGCAGUAGAAAAGAGCCCCCUGUUGGAGGGUUCAACAGGCUGCGCUAGGGUUGGCUAUAAAGGAAUUUGCUAAGAAGACCGGGCUAUAGAGUCUUUUGCCUGAGUGGCUCCAAGACUUUUUGAACUCCCCACAUAGCCAUCCUAAUCCUCAGCCAGCAUCCAAAUUGGCUAGCUGUCGCCCUGUUCGCGUUCAGCAGGCUAGCCAGCAAGGUGUGAACCGCCAAUUCUCCUGCUCCAGCCCCUGACUCAUUCCUGGGGACUCGACUGGCCCUGGGAGGACCUCUGUCCAGAGGACUUCCAGGACCCUGAGGAGGAGAUCCGGCCGUUCAAGACGCCGUCAUAUGAGCUCUCCUGCAGCCGGGCCGCGACAGACCCUCGUUCCUUCUGCUGGGCCGCGAACGACCCCUGUUCCUUCUGCCGGGCCACGACAGACCCCGGUUCCUGCUGCCAAAUCGCGGCAGUCCCCGGACCCUGUUGCAGAGCCGUGGUUUUCUGUAGUUCCCGAUUCUCCUGUCGAGCUGCGACAACCACUUGCCUCUCUUGUUCACUUCACCCUCCCUACAGCUGUCAUGAAAUUCCCUCCGAUUGGAUGUCAUACUUGCAGGCAGUGUCUAUGCUGGGUCUUUUGUUAUAAGUUAUAAGUGUCUCCCCAUAACACAGACCUGUGUGUCUCUGUUGAGGGUUUGGCAUAUGUCUAUGGUUUUAUGAUGACUUUUGCCCUUUCUGAGGAGCAGUACUGUUAUCCAGGCUCUAAUGCCUCGUGUGUUAUGGCACAGUUCAGUGUGCAGACUACAGUUGCCCUCUAUUUGUUGUUUGUAUCAGGUAUGCUGGUUACCAUUUUAGGAAACUCUCUUGUCAUUGUGUCGAUAACUCAUUUCAAGCAGUUGCAUAAUCCUACCAAUGUGCUUAUUUUAUCAAUGGCUCUUGCAGACCUUCUUGUGGGUAUUACUGUAAUGCCCUUCAGCGCUAUCCGGACCAUUCAUGGCUGCUGGUUCUACGGGGAUGACUUUUGUCUGCUGCACUCCAGUUUUGAUAUGUUUCUUACCACUGUCUCUAUCUUCCAUCUAAUUUGCAUUGCUGUAGACAGACAACAAGCAAUAUGUAAUCCUCUGCAUUAUUCUAGGAAUAUCACAAUGUCAGUGGCAUGGAUUAUGGUAUGUGCCAGUUGGGCACUGGCUGCUGUCUACUCUUAUGGGCUACUUUACUCAAAGGCCAAUGUAGCCGGUUUAGAUGAUUAUAUGACAACAUUAAACUGCCUCGGCAGUUGUAACCUUCUCUUUAAUCCCCUUUGGGGAAUCCUGGACAGUGUUACUGCCUUUUUCUUUCCCUGCAUUGUAAUGGUUUGUCUGUACACUAAAAUAUUUAUUGUGGCAAACGAGCAUGUAAGAAAGAUUGGAGAUAUGAGCAAUUAUUCAAAUGACAGAGUAAAAGGAGGGUUGGUGAAACAGUCUGAGCAUAAGGCUGCAAAGACUCUGGGUAUUGUGCUUGGUGCAUUCAUCUUUUGUUGGAUGCCAUUUUUUAUAAAUUCUAUAAUUGAUGCCUACACUGGCUUCACUACACCUGUUGCUAUCUUUGAAGCAUUUGUUUGGUUGGGUUACUUCAAUUCAACAUUAAACCCAAUUAUUUAUGCCUUCUUUUAUCCUUGGUUUAAGAAAUGCUUCUAUCUCAUUGUCAAUCUUAAAAUCUUUAACCCUCAUUCUUCAACAAUAAAGGUGCAUAUUCUGACACAUUUAUGA